Molecule: messenger RNA, 937 nt
Organism: Paramecium tetraurelia
Lineage: Eukaryota; Ciliophora; Oligohymenophorea; Peniculida; Parameciidae
Exons: 4
Biological process (GO): TRAMP-dependent tRNA surveillance pathway; exonucleolytic trimming to generate mature 3'-end of 5.8S rRNA from tricistronic rRNA transcript (SSU-rRNA, 5.8S rRNA, LSU-rRNA); U1 snRNA 3'-end processing
Cellular component (GO): nuclear exosome (RNase complex); cytoplasmic exosome (RNase complex)
Source: RefSeq, a predicted model, not a curated record
AUGAAUUCUGAAUUUGUUUUAGAGUAACUCGCCUUAGGCAAACGAAUCGAUGGUCGAGAUCCAUUACAAUAAAGAAUGAUCUAAUGUCAUUUUGGGCCGUAGAGUACAGGGGCUGUUGAAUUGAGUCUGGGGGAAACUAGAGUAUUCGCAACAACUAGUGCCUCAAUAACAACACCUAAUCCAAUAAGACCAUCAGAAGGAUUCCUUAAAUUUCAUUUGGAUUUAUAAGUGUUAAGAGAUACUGGUUAUAUGCACAACCCAAUUAAAUUGGGCAUGGAAAUUGAAAAAUACAUUGAAAAAGUAAUCAAGGGAUCCAAAGCCCUUGAUACUGAGUCAUUAUGUAUAUUGUCUGGCAAAAAUGUGUGGUCAAUAGAUGUAAAUGUAGCCUUAAUUAAUAAUGAUGGGAAUCUCUUAGAUGCCAUGUAUUUAUGUUGCAUUUUCUCACUUCAACAUUUCCGAAGACCAUAAGUAAGUGUCUCCCUUUAAGGAGUAAAAGUUGAAGUUGAGAAACGAUUGGUGCCAUUAAGUAUCCACCACAUCCCUUUGAGUCUCACUUAUGCUAUAUUGGAAUUGAAUGAAUAAACCAUUCUCUUAUAAGACCCAUGUUUGGAAGAGGAAGCUGUUCAGAAUGGAAGAAUCACAUACAGUGUCAACAUUUAUAAUGAUAUUUGUCAUGUCCACAAACCUGGAGGAUCACCCAUCAAUAUUUCAAUAUUACAAUAAUUGACAACGGUGACCUUGAUGAAAUCAAAGCCAUAUACAGAAGAAAUCAGAAGUCUCUUAAUCAACAAUAAAGGUUUCCCAAUGGAGAAGACAGUCACAUUGUUCAAGUUUGAAUUGCCUAAAUAGGCCAACGAUGCCAUUUAAGUUGAGUAAUUAGAGUAAUUGUAUAAUUAAUGAAUGAUUAAUAAUUGUUAUUUUGUUAUUAUAUAAUUAA